Molecule: messenger RNA, 508 nt
Organism: Myotis lucifugus (little brown bat)
Lineage: Eukaryota; Metazoa; Chordata; Mammalia; Chiroptera; Vespertilionidae
Product: myosin-IIIa-like
Exons: 4
Biological process (GO): protein phosphorylation
Molecular function (GO): ATP binding; protein kinase activity
Source: RefSeq, a predicted model, not a curated record
AUGCUUCCAUUAAUUGGAAAAACAAUCAUCUUUGAUAACUUUCCUGAUCCUUCUGAUACAUGGGAAAUCACCGAAACAAUUGGCAAAGGAACUUACGGGAAAGUUUUUAAAGUGUUGAAUAAGAAAAACGGCCAAAAAGCAGCAGUCAAAAUUCUGGAUCCGAUUCAUGAUAUUGAUGAAGAGAUUGAAGCAGAGUAUAAUAUCUUAAAAACUCUUUCUGAUCAUCCUAAUGUGGUCAAAUUCUAUGGGAUGUACUUCAAGAAGGAUAAAAUAAAUGGAGAUAAGCUUUGGUUGGUUCUUGAGCUGUGCAAUGGAGGAUCAGUGACUGAUCUUGUGAAAGGAUUUCUGAAAAAGGGGAAAAGAAUGAAUGAGUCCUUAAUUGCCUAUAUUUUACGUGAAGCACUAAUGGGACUUCAACAUUUGCAUAACAACAAAACCAUCCAUCGUGAUGUAAAAGGAAAUAACAUCCUGUUGACCACAGAAGGCGGAGUUAAACUUGUAGAUUUUG